AUGCUGCCACCGUCGGAUUCUUUCUUGCAUCACUCCCACAAGCUUCGAGAAGUGGCCGCCAAUACGCGCAAUCGCGUCGUCUGCACACCACCACCCCCAUACUCUUCAACAGUCCCACGAGGUUCACCCCAAGGAGAGAGACAGAAUGUCCUAGAAAUCGACGACGAGGAAACGGCCUGGGAUACCUGCCCGAAUGCCAAUUCCAGUCCUAUUACGAUUAGCAUUGACGCCUCCAUUAAUGUGGUGGGCAACGGCAACACCAUCAUGAUCCCAUCUAUGGCGGGCCGUCCUCAGCAAACGCCGAGCGCUUCUAAUUCAAUGAAUUCCGAGAUUCCAUCUUCCUCUUCCUCUUCUUCCGCGUCAUCAGCAGCUUCUGAGACGGACGCUUUGCAUUCGGUUCAGAAGCAACGCCAGGCUAGACUGACCGAAAUGGCAACCUCCAUCAUCAAUGCGUUGUAUGAUUCGGGCCGGCUAGCACCCUCUGCAGAAGACCAAGAGACCGCACCGAUUGAGAUCAAGAUCAACACAGGAAUCAAGGUCGAGGGAAGUCGCAACGCUAUUUGCGUUGGUGCUACAGUUCGGGCCCAGAGCAAUAAGAGUGCCCAGAUGGGAACGGAGAAAGAUCGACAAGUCAUUUCAAAUCGAAAAAGACGAGCUCUAUCAGAGCCUCUUGAAGUACCGAAGUUCAAGAAAAAUUGUGCGGAAUAG
Messenger RNA from Aspergillus thermomutatus, 708 nucleotides. RefSeq lists its product as uncharacterized. The coding region runs from base 1 to 708 and encodes 235 amino acids. The transcript has 2 exons. NCBI's taxonomy places the organism in Eukaryota, Fungi, Ascomycota, Eurotiomycetes, Eurotiales, Aspergillaceae. The record is from RefSeq and is a predicted model, not a curated record.